AUGGAGGAAUCUAAUUGCCCGGUUGGCUACAAAAAGACCGCCGUUUUGAAACACACCUGCUCUUAUUCGGCCCAAGAUGGCAGCAUUUUGGGUUGCACAGCCAUUUGCAAAAAGCUGAAACUGAUUCCCGAAUGUUGCUAUGGUUACUAUGGGCCUGACUGUAAUGAAUGUCCUGGUGGAGCUGACUACCCUUGCUCAGACCAUGGUUCAUGCUCGAGUGGUAUGAAUGGAACAGGACAUUGUUUUUGUCAGACCAAUUUUGACGGGGUGGAUUGCUCGAUGUGUGUAGCCGGAUACACAGGACCAAAUUGCAGCUCCAAGGCUGACAAAUGCGGUUCCUGUGGUCCGAAUGCCGAGUGUCACGAGACAAUGCAAGGAGAGUUCGUGUGCACGUGCCGGCCGGGUUUCUUAAAUGUCUCAGACCGUGGAUGUCUUUCCAGCUGCCACGCCGCCAAUGGUGGAUGUCAUCAAAAUGCACGUUGCUCCCUGAACUUUUCCGGAAGUGAGAUACCCUCUGUUUUGUGCACCUGUCGAGAUGGUUACUAUGGAGACGGCAAAAAAUCGUGUCUUCCAAUUGUCAACCUUUGCAAUACAAACAACGGAAAUUGUUCUCCGCGCGCCAUUUGUACAUUUACGCCUCCUACCGUGACAGACAAAUCGGCAGGAAAAGUAACAUGCGAGUGUCACGAGUCCUACCUUGGUAACGGUACAACAUGUAACAGGGACAUCUACAACACGUUGCAAUUCAUGCCAAAUAUGUAUAGGUUUUAUGAAUUGAUAUCUGCCGGUUCGAAAAGCGACAAGUAUCAUGACAUUCUGGUUGAAUUACUGGAAGAUUUGCAGUCGAACAUCACGAUUUUUGUGCCUAUCAGUGGACUAGCAAACUUACAGAAUAUUUCUAACUUGGAUCUGGAAAAUCACAUUCUGUUAUCAAAGAUUUUAGUCAGCGCUGUUCCAGGCAAGAAAUCAUACAAAACUUUCGCUGAUCAACAGAUCGAAGUGGAAACAGAUUCUUCUGGAAAGCAAUAUGUGAUACAAGAAUCGAUCAACAAAAUCAGAAUAAUCGAAUCCAAUAUAUUGAACUUUAAUGGAUAUAUCAAUUUAAUCGAGAGUCCGUUGUGGUAUGAUUAUGAGAUUCCAAAAACGGCAACAUCUAUCCAGUCUCGUCGGGUUGUGGCCAUCAUCGUACCGAUCAUUUUGCUGUUGUUGCUGGUGAUGUUGGCAGUUUUAUACCGGAAAUACGCCGCAGAUAUGACAUGCAGAGAAAUUUGGCAGCGUUACAAAAUGACGUCGGACACGAAAAUAUCAUUCGCCCACCUAAAAAGUAAUGAGAGUCAGGAAAUGCUGGCCCCCGAUGUACAGAACCCAAUAUUUGGACCUCAAGAACUUCUAUUAGACGAGCAGCAACAACCUUGUUAG
Messenger RNA from Acanthosepion pharaonis, 1419 nucleotides. Lineage: Eukaryota; Metazoa; Mollusca; Cephalopoda; Sepiida; Sepiidae. The record is from the annotation of a GenBank genome assembly.